Molecule: messenger RNA, 942 nt
Organism: Nezara viridula (southern green stink bug)
Lineage: Eukaryota; Metazoa; Arthropoda; Insecta; Hemiptera; Pentatomidae
Source: the annotation of a GenBank genome assembly
AUGAACGAUGGAAUUCAACCGAAGCUGGUCUGGGGACCGGCAGUUGGAAAGAGUAAUGAUUCGAAAACUUUCUGCGGCGUCGAGGAGUGUAAACCUUGGACAAGGUCGGAAGAACUCCCUGGUCGCAGUUAUAAGACCUCUGCCAACAUAGCUCAUAAACCGCUCGCUCCAAUUUUUGAGUUCAUCGAGACGAAGCCGAUCAAGCUGGCCGCGGAAACAAUGCUCCGAGAUUACAGAUACAAGACAAUACAUUAUAAGACUUCAUACGGAAGUGCUUACAAGCAGAAGUUCAAUAGCAAAGGCCUCACUGAUACUUCUAAUGUGCCUCACGCCAUCGGUUUCACACUCAACUAUCAAUGGUUGGACAAGCUGAGAACUUUUCCUCCGGGCAAAAUGGAUCAACAGCAGAGCGAAAUGAAAUAUAAUUACACAUGGCCAACGACAGCAGAAGGAACUGGAAGACUCAAUGACAUGAGACCUCGUGUUACAUGUCAAAUGUAUUGCCCAGGAAGAGAGGCGCUGGAUAAGACACCCUCUAAUAUAAAUUGCAUCCAGAAAUUAAUGGACCCUUACCUCACAACAAUGCAAAGUGAUUACGUCUACUAUGAUGCGGAUGCUCGUAGAAGGUAUAAACACAAGGAUGCUGUGCCAGUACAAAUUUUUCAAAAGAAACCUAUAUAUGACGAAAGUUACUUAGGAAAAAAAUUCAUGGACAGAAUUGUGAGAAAGACGGCACCCCUUGUUCCACAUAGGAGUAUGCUGAGUGAAGCACAAGAAAACUACAAACUGCCAUUGGACGAGCUAGCCCACAAGAAGGUGCAAGUGUGCUCAACAAUUAAAUACAAACCGCUAACGAAGGGAGAGGUAAUGUCUAUACCCGGGAUGUACCACACGGACUAUGAGCACAUAGGCCACAACUGGCCUCUAUCUUCUGUUGUUUAG